AUGCGGCUGUGCAGCACACCUAAACCAGGGUGCACCGAUGCGUCUUCUGAAGGUGGCAUGACAGUCGGCCACCUUAGACCCGGUGAAGCUUUCCGGGACAUGAGCGUAGGUAUUGCGCUGCUUUUUCGGCUCAGUCGCUAUCGCUACCCUGUCUAUAGCACCGGACCCCAUAUCGAGACGCCCAGAUAUCUGACUUUGCGUGUAGAUGGGAUUCCAAUUAGGAGCUCGCGCGACGCAUUUGAAAGUGAUCUAGAAUGCAUAACGAGCCAGAGUCCAGAUCUGCGGAAUGUCGUCGAUAAACUGGUUAUACGCUCUUUUGUACCAAAAGAUCGGUAUUCUAUUUGCGCCACAGUCACGAUCAGAACACGUGUGCCCGAGGAUGUACUGCUAUAUCGACUUAAACAUGCUAGUGACGAGCACCCGUAUCGCUACGACUGCACAUUCUACGGUAUCACGCCACUUUACGAAGAUAAAAGCGCUAUAAAGUGUGAUAUCAUCGCUGUACGUGGCCUCGCAAGCCAUGCGAUCGGUUCGUGGAAAUCUCCCAAGAGCAACGACAUCUGGCUUCGCGACUGGCUUCCCGAAGACAUACCAAAUGUUCGAGUUCUCCUCUAUGGGUACGAUACCACACUACUGAAGAAUACGUCGAAAGCCUCGAUCGAGGACCUGGGACAGCGAUUGUUGGAGAGCCUAAUAGCUUUUCGAACAAGUGACAAGACGGAGCGUCGCUCGGUCGUAUUUAUCGGCCAUAGCCUUGGUGGUCUACUGAUUAAAGAGGCAUUGCUUCGCGCAUAUUGGAGUCCUGACGUGAACAAGGAACACAAGCUUCUUUACACGAUCUGUAACGGCUUGCUCUUCUUUGGCGUUCCAAAUCAUGGUUUACGAAAUGAGAAGCUCUCGAGCAUCAUUAGUGGUCAGCCGAAUCAGGCUUUAAUCAAUUCCUUAGUUGUGGACAAUGAGUCGGAACCAUCCCCGUUUUUAAGAAGGCUAUCGGCCGAUUUUGCUAGAUGCUUCAAGGGUCAACAGCGAGUUAUCUCGUUCUAUGAACGCAAAUUGAGCACAACUGUGGAGAUGCACCUAGAUGGAAAGUUACGCAAGUCUGGCCCAUUGGCGCUUAUGGUAACAAAGCAGUCGGCAACAAGCACAGGUUUGACAGCGGUGCCCGAUGAAGACAAUAUCCCAUUCGACACAGAUCAUUCUGGACUCGUCAAGUACGAGGAUAGGGGGCAAGAUGCCUAUCACAUCGUGAAGGAGCGGUUGCGGACUCUUAUUCAUGAGCUGUAGAGAGGUUUGGGAUAAGCCACCAUCCGAACAGGAGUUUUACUCAACAUGGAUCUAUCUUUGGCGGGAAAUAUAUAAUACACGGAGGAACGAUAUAUCAAGG
This is a messenger RNA of Pseudomassariella vexata, 1384 nucleotides long. RefSeq lists its product as uncharacterized. NCBI's taxonomy places the organism in Eukaryota, Fungi, Ascomycota, Sordariomycetes, Amphisphaeriales, Pseudomassariaceae. Bases 1 to 1284 code for a protein of 427 amino acids. The record is from RefSeq and is a predicted model, not a curated record. The transcript has 8 exons.